UUCCAAAUCUAAGUUGCACCUCUCACGUCAUGUGAAGUGUCGAGUGUCGAGUGUCGAGUGUCUAACUUGUCUUUUUGUUUUGUUAUCUCUCAUUUGCCAACCACCGAUCCCUUCCCUCCUCUCACACGCAUGGACUCUCUCAAACUCCUUCCUCUCCUUCACCUCCAUCCACGCGCACCAUCGUCGUUAUCGCCUCAAGCUUACUCCAAUUCACCCACUUUCCUUUCUCUGCUAAGAGGAAAAACUAGGACUUUCAAAUUGCGAUCACUUCCCAGUAACCUUCAAGGUGGCGCCGCUGCUUCACCGGAUGGACCUUUCGCCUUCGAAGACGAACUCUCUCGCCAGAAAGACGAUAGAGCUCUCGUCUUGGCCAGAGAAACCGACGAUUUUGGCUAUCUCGUUGGCUUUCGCUUGCUUCCUGACUCUGGUCUUGAAGAGUUGAUGAGAGUGUCGCAAGCGGGGGAUACAGCUAAGGUAGAUUCUAUUUCUAGUGGCGAUGAGGUUAUGAAACUUGAGAUUGAAGGUAUAGAUGGAGAGGGAGCUGAGACUAGAGUGUUACAGAACAUUGUUUUUGUGACUGCUGAAGCUGCGCCGUAUUCCAAGACUGGUGGCCUUGCUGAUGUUUGCGGCUCUUUGCCGAAAGCGCUCGCUGCUCGCGGCCACCGCGUCAUGGUUGUCACGCCAAGAUACAUUCAUGGUACUUCUGAGGAUGAUAAGUUUGCUGCUGCUGUUGAUUUGGAUCGGCCCACCAAAUUGUUUUGCUUUGAAGGUGUCCAAGAAGUUGGCUUUUACCAUGAGUUCAGGGAAGGGGUUGAUUGGGUGUUUGUGGAUCACCCCUCAUUCCACAGACCAGGGAAUCCAUAUGGAGACAAGUUUGGGACUUUUGGGGAUAAUCAGUUUCGGUUCACUUUACUCUGCCAUGCAGCGUGUGAAGCCCCAUUGGUGCUUCCAUUGGGAGGGUUCACUUAUGGAGAAAAUUGUUUAUUCCUUGUUAAUGAUUGGCAUGCCAGCCUAGUUCCAGUACUUUUGGCAGCGAAGUAUCGUCCACAUGGGGUAUAUAAGGAUGCACGUAGUAUAUUAGUGAUACAUAAUAUAGCACAUCAGGGAGUGGAACCUGCAAUUACAUAUAGUAAUUUGGGGCUACCUUCAGAAUGGUAUGGAGCAAUGGGAUGGGUGUUCCCUACGUGGGCAAGGACGCAUGCUCUUGACACGGGUGAAGCAGUCAACUUUCUAAAAGGUGCCAUUGUUACUGCUGACCGGAUAGUUACAGUAAGCAAGGGCUAUUCCUGGGAGAUAACAACUAGUGAAGGUGGAUGUGGUCUACAUGAGUUAUUAAGUAGUCGAAAAAGUAUUCUCAAUGGGAUCACAAAUGGAAUAGAUGUCACUGAAUGGGACCCUUCAUGUGAUAAACAUAUUGCUUGCAAUUAUUCUGCUGAUGACCUUUCUGGGAAGGUCGAAUGUAAGAUUUCUUUGCAGGAAGAAUUGGGUCUUCCAGUGAGGCCUGAUUGUCCGUUGAUUGGAUUCAUUGGGAGACUGGACUACCAGAAAGGCAUUGAUCUGAUUCGCUGGGCAAUGCCAGAGCUCAUGGAAGCUGAUGUUCAGUUUGUAAUGCUUGGUUCGGGAAACCCUAUUUAUGAAGAUUGGAUGAGAGCAAUGGAGUCAGCUUAUAAAGAUAAAUUUCGGGGUUGGGUGGGAUUUAAUGUCCCAAUAUCUCAUAAAAUAACUGCAGGAUGUGAUAUACUGUUGAUGCCGUCUGCAUUUGAGCCCUGUGGACUGAAUCAGUUGUAUGCAAUGAGAUAUGGAACGAUACCCGUUGUUCAUGAAACUGGGGGGCUAAGAGAUACCGUUCAUAAUUUCAAUCCAUAUACUGAAGAUAGCAAUGCUGAAAGCACUGGGUGGACAUUUUCUCCACUAACAAAGGAGAGCAUGUUAGCGGCUCUAAGAUAUGCCAUUCAAACAUAUAAUGAACACAAGGGUUCUUGGGAGGGAUUGAUGAAAAGAGGUAUGACAAAAGAUUACACAUGGGUAAAUGCUGCCACUCAAUACGAGGAAGUCAUUAACUGGGCAUUCACUGACCCUCCUUAUUGCUGAAAGCUGAAACAAAGUUUUCAUAAAAGAUUUACGCAAUAUAUUCUUUGAACACGCAGGCUGCUUAAGAGGAUUUUCGUGUUCAUAAUUAUGGCUUAGUGAUAACAAGAAGUAGGCCAUUUUUUCUUUGCUCGUUUAAGUCCACCACUUUGGUGUAAUUUUAUUAUCAAACGCACAAAUUCUUUUUAGGGAUGCACAUAUCUCACCCAUCUUGAGCUGUACUCUUUUCAUUAUAUGAUAGGGUAAAUAAACUCAGCUAGGCAGUCCUCGUAGAAUCUUUUAUACCAAUUGAAAUUCCACUUUGUAACUAUCCUAAUAUUUAAUGCAGUUAGAAGUUUUUUACCGUACAAGGGAGAAAGUAUAAUAAUCAAUUUUGAUGCAUAGUUAUUGCUUUUGUAUUGGGUAGGAUUAUAGAACAGGUCAUGUGCCAUGCUGAGUUUACACCAUCUGAGAACUGUGCCUUUAUUAGAUCAUUGGUUAAAAGUAUGAAAAAUGAUGCGAAUUGUGUUAUCGCGGGUUACCGACACAAAUUGCAAGAUGCGUCAA
Messenger RNA from Cajanus cajan (pigeon pea), 2634 nucleotides. It is a transcript of the gene SS1, whose product is annotated as glycogen/starch synthase, ADP-glucose type. The record is from RefSeq and is a predicted model, not a curated record. Gene Ontology annotation, molecular function: alpha-1,4-glucan glucosyltransferase (UDP-glucose donor) activity. NCBI's taxonomy places the organism in Eukaryota, Viridiplantae, Streptophyta, Magnoliopsida, Fabales, Fabaceae. Gene Ontology annotation, cellular component: chloroplast.